UUCCUGGGACCGUGAACAGCAAUCACCAGCGGUGGAUGGCCGGACGGAGGUAGCUGCUGUGGUGCAAGAGCUGGCAUGCCGGGAGGGUGAACUGCGACCGACGACAUCCAGCACGCGCGCUGAGAAAUGGUACCAAUACACGAAACGAGCCUCCUCCUUUCUGGUCGUCGUCGGUCGGUCGGUCGUUGGUCGGUGCUCCUAAUAGUUCUGAAGUUGUUUACUGUUACAAGGGUUCUCGCUACAUGUGGGCCUCCUUCCGACCUCCUUUAGGUGCUAUGUACCAAGGCUCCCACAGCAAGUGGAAGUCACCCUUUGUGUUGGGCGCGCGCUCUUGGAUACGGUGUAGCAUGAGGUGUCGACCGGUACUUGAGGUGCCUUGCCUAGAAGUAGUGACGUAGAUUACCUACCUCUCGGCGAGGGAAGUGGAAUGAGUUCGGAAGUGGCACGGCAGGGCUCAGGGCUGUUGGUGGGAAAUUAAGGAUCCGAGUUCCAGUGAAAUCGCCUGGCGUGGUGUGGACUUUGGUCAGUUUUGUUGUGACCGCGAUUCGAGACGGUAGCCAAAAGGUGAUGGUCUUCUGCGAGGAAUAGUUAAUUUUCAUGGUCAUUGGUGCUGAUAGGCUAAUGAAUUGGUACUAGAGUGAAAGUGCAUUGGGAGUGUUACAUGAAACCAAUUCCAGUGUGUUGUUGGUAAUAUUCAAGUUUGUGUAGAGCAAAUCAAUGAAUAGCAAAUAAGGCCCCGGAAAAUUACCGAAGCCAUCCGAAAUCAUAAAAACCGCAGCCAAAUUGGCCGAGUGAUCGGAGCCGAUAAAAUCAGAGAACCCUUUUCUCGUCGAAGAACAAACUGGGUAAACCACAAAAGUCAAAAAGGAUCAUCGAAAACGACGUUUGUGAGUGCAGAAAAACACAAGUGAAAGUGAAAUUUCAGAAAUUUUCACCGGAGAACAGUUUUCCCCCUUGCACCUGGAGCACAGCGAAACAGGAAGUCAGUGAACGACCGGUACAGAUUCGCAGUAGUAGACGGAAGAAAGAUAGAAAAAAUAUGGGUUGUGCAAGCAGUUCGCCGCUAAUCAACGGUGGUGGCCCCGGUGGCAUUGUGGAAACGGCGAAGGAAACAGCCAGCAAGACGGCGACCGAGGUUCUGCACGCCGGGGAAAGUGCAAUUCACGAUGUUGGAGAGCACAUGAAAGAUGCAGUUAAAAACGUGGCUAGUGAAAUCGAAGGUGUACUGGGAGGCAAGGCAGUCAGCAAAGACAAGAGCGAUCACGUAAACGAAAGCGAUCUUCCUCAGCUGAACGGACACGAUAAGGACGACUCGGACUAUCAGAUUAUUCCUCUGAAAGACCCGAAUAAACCCAGCGUCGACGAAAGCCUAGAAAAUAUGAAAAAUAAUCUUCUGAAAAAGGCACAAAGCUUCAGCGAUGACACGGAAAAAAUGGCCGACGACAUCAUGAAGGAAACGGAAGAUCUCAUUCGGGACGCCGAGACCGGCAUUGUGGAUCAAGGGAAAGACAUGUUAACGCGAAUAACUUCAUCGGAAGAUGGUACGAUUGAAAUUCUCAACUUAGAAGGUAAUAGCACUAGCUCUCCGACUCAUUCCAUUGAUAGCUUAAAAACCUCUUCACCAGAACCGGAAAUCGAACGGAUACUGGACAACGACCCGCAAUGCCCCCCGACGCCGGAAGCCACGAUGAACAGCCUCGUGUCGUCGUCGGACGGUGCAGCCACCGAGUCCGAAGCCGUUGAUUCCGCGGCGACCGUUAUCGAACAGGUGAAACCGGACUCUGGCCAUGACGAGAGCAAACGAGAAGCGUGAGUACGGCACUGAUACAAUUUCGGGCAACGCACGCACAACCAAAAUCACCUAAUUUCGCCCGCUCGUUCAUCGUGUGGUAGCGGCAUGCAACUAUAAAUCCACGGUAUCAGAAUUGCUGCAAACUUUUGUACAAAUUUUCAGGGUAGAUACGUAUCAUUUGUAGAUUAUUGUUUCGACUGGUAUGAGAAUGGAACCGCAUGAGAGCAGAUUGAAGAAUGUAAAUACAAACCAUUCAGUUUGUUUCUUUCAGUAUGAAUAAUUUAAUUUUCAGAUUGAUUUACAGAACCUUAUACAUUAUUAGAUGACAUGUGAAUGAGGAAUACAAGCAAUAUUUUGUACAUAACAGAAGUUUAGAUUAAAUAAAACUUAUCUCAAUGUUGUA
Molecule: messenger RNA, 2195 nt
Organism: Aedes albopictus (Asian tiger mosquito)
Lineage: Eukaryota; Metazoa; Arthropoda; Insecta; Diptera; Culicidae
Exons: 3
Coding region: 1040-1813 (257 amino acids)
Source: RefSeq, a predicted model, not a curated record